AUGACUCAAGUUAGACUCGCAAUCGGCUACAACACUCCCGCAGCCUACGAAAAAUACGGCAAAGAUAUUUGGGACCUAGUAGAAACCAAAUUCAGUGAACUGGGAAUCGAGGAAUUCGGACCCUUUCGUUCAGCGCAGAGCUACCCUCCUGUUCAGUUUGUUGGUCUCGAGGUACCGUAUAAUGUCUCGUUAUAUGACUUGGGGAGUGUUAAGCUGGGGGAUGGUAUUUGGACUGAUUUUUCGGUUGUGGAUGAGUAUUCAGAGAAUUGA
Aspergillus glaucus CBS 516.65 is the source of this 270-nucleotide messenger RNA. RefSeq lists its product as uncharacterized. Bases 1 to 270 code for a protein of 89 amino acids. NCBI's taxonomy places the organism in Eukaryota, Fungi, Ascomycota, Eurotiomycetes, Eurotiales, Aspergillaceae. The transcript has 4 exons. The record is from RefSeq and is a predicted model, not a curated record.